CCAUGUUCCUUCCGCCGCCGCUGCUCUCGGCCAACUCCUCCUCGCCCUCGUUGCCACCAUCCCAAACCCUAGCCCGCCGCGGCGCUCCCCUUCCCCAUCCACCGAAACCCUAGAUCCCCCCUUCCCCAUGGCCUCCGCCGCCGCCGCCGCGGCCCCCGUAUCGGGCCAGGUCGUGCAGCGGUUCCGCGCGCGGCUGCGGGAGGAGGCCGGGGAGGAGCCGGGGGCGGCCGCGGUGGUGGCCGUCUACGACGAGGUCCUCGCCGACCUCACCUUCAACUGCAAGCCCAUCAUCACCGAGCUCACCAUCAUCGCCGACCAGCACGCCGCGCGGGCCGCCAGGGGCAUCGCCGCUGCCAUCUGCGCCCGCAUCUUCGAGGUGCCCGCCGAAUAGACAUUGCCGUCUUUAUAUCUGCUAGAUAGUAUUGUGAAGAACAUAGGACGAGAAUACAUAGUGCAGUUUAAUAUGUAGUGUCUGAUUGUUAGUGAGGUCUGACAUAUGAUGGGCUUUACCGAAUUUGAGAGAAAUGUCAAGAAUUAUAUCAUGUACUAAUUGUGAUCUGAUGCAUUUAUGUUCCACUGCUCAAUGCAUAGUGGACAUGUUGUCCAAUUAUAUUGUAGUCUAAUUGUAUUUUUCCCUUUUACUGAGUUGAGGAGCCAUGUAUCUCGUACAUUUAAGAUUGAUAUUAACCAUGAAGUAUCAUGAUAGUACUGCAGUUUUAUAUUCUAUAUCAGGACAGAAUGACUUUCUACUAAAAUUAUAUGUUUAUCAUCUAUAUCUUGACAUUACUGCAGCACCAAAAUACACCAUGCCUACCUUUGCUUGCUCAGUUAGUGCUCUUGCUCAUUAAUUCAUUGCACUUGAUGCUGCCAGAAGUACUUUGUCCCUGUAACUUAAUCUGGAACUUGAUGCAAGCUAUUUUUCCUAACAAGCUUUUACAAUGGAGUAGAAUUGUCCAGCAUGAUCAUUAUGUUGUACUUCCUACACAACAAGAAGUACUUUGUCCUUGUAAUGUGAAUCUGGAACUGAAUCUCCUGCCACCGUCGAAGUACUUGUUGUUUCCCUGGCUCAGAUUUUGCAUUACAUUUCUUUCAUCUUUGAGUCAAUGUCUUAUCUUGUUUAUGUAUCACCAAAGUUAGCUAAAGAUAAUCUAACUUGAAAAUGGGC
Lolium perenne is the source of this 1165-nucleotide messenger RNA. The record is from RefSeq and is a predicted model, not a curated record. Lineage: Eukaryota; Viridiplantae; Streptophyta; Magnoliopsida; Poales; Poaceae.